Cyprinodon tularosa is the source of this 2914-nucleotide messenger RNA. Its product is annotated as docking protein 3-like. Gene Ontology annotation, cellular component: cytoplasm. The coding region runs from base 239 to 1789 and encodes 516 amino acids. Gene Ontology annotation, biological process: cell surface receptor protein tyrosine kinase signaling pathway; positive regulation of MAPK cascade. NCBI's taxonomy places the organism in Eukaryota, Metazoa, Chordata, Actinopteri, Cyprinodontiformes, Cyprinodontidae. The record is from RefSeq and is a predicted model, not a curated record. The transcript is spliced from 5 exons.
AACACACAACGUGUGUCCUUUCUUUUGUAACAGUUGCAUCUUGAUUUUUGGGUUUUUUUAUUUUGUUUUUCUUUUUUUAAACUCCUGUCAAGCACACUGGUCGACAGUUUGUGACGUCAAGGAAACUAUCAGGCAUGCGGUAUAGGAGGUCUAAUUUUAAACCACCUCACCAGUUUUAGUUCGGCAUAUUUUCGCCACAUCUGCUCUUGUGUGAACAGUUUUCAGACAGCGUACGAGUAUGGAGGUCAUCUUCAAAGAGGGGAUGCUGUAUCUUCAGGGGGCCAAGUUUGGAAAAAGAACCUGGCGGAAAAUCUGGAUGGUGCUUUUCAAACCCAGUUCCACAGGCGUGGGUCGACUGGAAUUCUGUUCAGCUUCUGAUGGCAACGCUUUCAGCGACCAGCUGAAGGCCAGUCGGCAGAAAACAUCAGAGAGAAAGGUGGUGCGUUUAACUGACUGUCUCAGUGUGACCCCUGCUCUAAAGGAGUCGUGCCCUGCCCGCUGCACAGCCUUCUACCUGAACACCACCCAGUCCACCUACACCUUCGCCUCUGUGGAGAGCCAGAGCUGGAUCCAUGCCCUCAGCACACUUGCCUUCCAGAGGGAUCCUGGAGACUCCGAGAAAGGGGAUUUUGAGGGAGGGAAUGGCUUUACCAUGGAGGACAAUGACCUUUACUCAUCUUGGCAAAGAGAGCCAACCCUUCCUCCUGACCAGUACAAAGUGAAGGUCCAGAGCACAGAGGUGGCUAAGAGGUGCAAGCUGUCCGGGGAGUAUAUUGUGUUCACUGACAGUGAGGCUUUGGAGCUCCUCUCUGUGAACACAAGUGAAGUCAUCUACAGCUGGCCUUACAAACUCCUUCGGAAGUUUGGACAGGUGGAGGGAGGGUUCUGCAUUGAAGCGGGCCGUCGCUGUGAUUCAGGAGAAGGGGUGUUCACCUUCCUGACCCCUUCUGGUCCCCAGAUCUUACAGGCUAUAAUGAGGCUGUGUUCCCUACAGAUGAAAAAGACUGUCCAGCCCUCCAGUGUCCAAAAAAGGUCAUCGCUUGACAUGUCCUCUUAUGCCCUUCCUGCCGCAGCCUCCCACACCGCUGCUCCUGCGAUCUACAGUGUUGUUGGGGUCCGACCUAACAUGAAGGACGAUCAUGCCUGCCAAUACUCUGCGAUUAAUCUCCCCUCUGCUGUGAGUAUGAAGAAUCUCUGCCUUAUCCAGCCUUAUCUCUACAGCAGCAAGGAGGAUGUGGGAGGGGAAGGUGUGGAGGUGGAGGAGGAGGAGGAGGAAGAGGAGGAGGAAGGGGAGGGGGAGGAAGAUGAAGAGGAUGAUCGGUGUCACUCCCUGGAAGCUGUAAAUCAGGAUAGCAACUUGGAGGAUGACAUUUAUUACAACUUGAGGAGAACCUCUCCCUCUUUGAUGAAAAAAACUGCGCUGGAAGAUUUGGAUUGCAAUUACAAUUCGACAGAAGACUUCCCUUCCUCAGAUCCCUUUCAUUUACCCCUGGAGAUUUCUUCCUCUACCCUCGGCAAUGCAGACCCCUUUGCUUCAGCAAUGCAGCAAAGCAUGCAUCUCCCUCCAGCGGAUAACCACAGCUGUGCAGCAUUCAAUGCACAGGCAGUGGAUGACAGGAAGGACCCAGAGGAGGAAAACCGCUCCACUGUCUCCACGACCCCCACCAAAGCUCCUGGCAGUUUCAAACAGAGGCUGGCAGAAAUAAUUUCUAAGGACCUGGCAAAGUUCCAGCCUCCUCUUCCCUAUGGAGCAGGCAGCCCCAUGUUAAGCCGUCAGCUUACAGACUGACUAAAAAGAGCAGUUUCAUAAAUGAUAAACUGUCACGCAGCAUAAUUAGUUUCUUUACAGCUCUAAAAAUCCCUUCCACUGGGAGCCUGCUGUCAGUCUGCCUUCUUGUGCUUGCAGAUGUGUUUAUUUUUAUUUUUUGGAAAGCACUUUUUGGGGGAAAUUGCAACAGCAAGAUGUGAAGUAAUAUCUGUUGUAUCCUUUGCAGGUUGGAUAUUAGAGAAGCUUUGUGCAUUUGCACUGUAAAGCAAAUGACUUUUACCAGAUACGGUGCCUACAGUAACUCUUACAUAUGUUCACAUUUACAAACAUAGCAUUUAAUUGGAAUUUUAUAUAAUAGGCCAUCACAAAAUAAAGCAAAAUUCAAAGUGGAAAAAAAAUAGCAUUCAUACAGUGACACCCGUAAAUAGAAUCCAUUGAAUCAACUACAUUAGGUUAACUGCAGCCUGAAGGCACAUCAUAACUUUUUAGGAGCUAGAGAAAUAAAAAAAAUAUAUAAAAAAAAAAAAAAAACAUGUGUUUUGUGGCUAGUUCAGCAGGUUCAGACAUGGUGGGAAGAUUGAUGGAUCUAAAUGCAAGAGAGUCUUUGAGGAAAGCCAGUUAAAGGCAACAAAAUACAUGAGACCAAGAUGGAGGUUUGCUUCUCAUCAGCAAGCUUAAGUAUACAACCAGAACAACUAUGGAACUUAAAUCAAAGCAUAUUUUUAAUAGAAUGGCCUAGUCAAAGUCCAGGCUGAAUUGAAUUAGUAAAAAUGUAGAUUUUCCAUCUUAACUGACUGAACUUAAGCUAUUUUGGAAGACAGAAAUUUCCCAAAAGAUUUUUUAAUUGCUGCUGGAUGGUUCUACAAAGUCACAUCUGUGUUGAUCUAUCUAAAAAAAUCCCAAAUAGAUACUUUAAAUUUUUUGUUAUAAUGAGUAAAAGCAGAAUAUGUUUGAAUACCAUUGCAAAGAGCUUACUUCUUUUAUUUAAAGAAAUGUUGUAAAUGAAUGAUUAUUGUAUUAUUUUCUCAUAAAACAUGGUAUGUUUACUAUUAUAUGUAAUGUUUUAAAGCAUUUUUUGGUGCAAUUUAUGCAUAUAUCUGGCUUGCAGUCAUUUAUACAAAAAUAAAUUAAAAUGCACACGCAGUA